This is a messenger RNA of Asterias rubens (European starfish), 3892 nucleotides long. RefSeq lists its product as uncharacterized. Lineage: Eukaryota; Metazoa; Echinodermata; Asteroidea; Forcipulatida; Asteriidae. Bases 17 to 3640 code for a protein of 1207 amino acids. Gene Ontology annotation, cellular component: synapse; cell surface. Gene Ontology annotation, molecular function: neurexin family protein binding; signaling receptor activity. Gene Ontology annotation, biological process: synaptic vesicle endocytosis; neuron cell-cell adhesion; chemical synaptic transmission. The record is from RefSeq and is a predicted model, not a curated record. The transcript is spliced from 3 exons.
CAGAAAUUCUGUAAAAAUGGGUUGCGUGUAUUUCAAAAUGGCUUUGCUUUUCUUUGCUUUUUUUGGUGGUUUCCUCGGCUGCACCGAUGGACAGACAGUUAUUACAAACACGAGUCUAGGGCAGAUCAUGGGUGAGAAAAUCUCUAGCUUUGGUUUCCCUCCACUAACCCGUUACAAUGGAAUACCUUACGCUGAACCACCGAUUGGGCCACUGCGCUUUGCCAAGCCGGUUCCUAAAGCUGCCUGGGACGGGAUUCUCAACGCUACGAUGUUUGGACCAAGUUGUCCACAGUUCUUUGUCACUUUUAGUGCAGCAUUUGACCAGUUUCUCCCCAAUAGAGAUAUUGACGAGGAUUGCUUGACUUUAAACAUGUAUAUACCUGAUAAUGAUAUGGACAUCAUGGGGCCACUCCCAGUUAUGGUGUUCAUCCAUGGUGGCGGCUUCGUAAACGGACAAGGAUCGCUGUAUGACGGUACCAUCUUAGCUCUACAAGGGAAGGUUAUUGUAGUCACCAUCAACUACAGACUUGGACUCUUUGGAUUCCUCAGUACAGGAGACGAUUCAGCCCCUGGUAAUUACGGACUUUGGGAUCAAAGACUCGCCAUUCAGUGGGUGAAAAAUAACAUCGCAAACUUUGGUGGUGAUCCAAACAAGAUUACUAUAUUUGGUGAAUCUGCUGGAGGUUGGAGUGUAACCUACCAAAUGGCUUCACCUCUGAAUGACCGGACUCUGUUCCAGCGCGUUAUUGCUCAAAGUGGAGCAGCCUUUCCUGGUAUAAUAACACCAACAGAUGUUGCUAGGUAUCAAGCAUGGAAUCUAGGUGAAGUGCUUGGUUGUAACCUUCCUUAUGGAAGUACUACCCAAGACUUAAUCAACUGUCUGAGGGAGUUUGACAUGCAGACUCUGCAAAAUAAUUCCAGCUUCAUCAUUGCGGGUGCUGUUAUAGACGGAGACUUCUUACCAAACAUCAACUACCUGACGUCUCUAUCACAAGUAGGACAAUAUGAUCUUCUGAUGGGCGUGAAUAGCCAGGACGGAACUGUAAUUUCACUUCGUCAGAGAAGUCUAACAACCGAGGAACUCAAAGCAGCCAUUCUGCUAAUAACAACGUACACGUGUGCAUGUAGCAACCCAGAAGACAUCACAAAUGCACUUCUGACGUUUUAUUACGGAGCAGACAAGUUGGACGACCCAAGACAGAAUGUUCUGAAAGCUAUUGAUGUUGGUGGGGAUCUGUAUUUUGAUAUACCAAGUGUCAAUUUUCUCCACCGUCACGUUGAAUCCGCUGAGAAUACCAAUACGUACUUUUAUUAUUUCACAUACGAUGUUGGAAAGGAGCUUCUAAUUUCACCAGAAUUCAUUGAUCUGAUCUCGGGUGCACCCCAUGGUCUUGACAUACUCUACGUCUUUGGGUAUGCACAAGUCCUUCUUACAUCGAGCUCAGAGGCGGUGAUGCUGGCACAACAGUCAGUACAAUACUGGGCGGACUUUGCUCAUAAUGGAGAUCCAAAUGGGGCCGGUCUACCUGAGUGGCCGAAGUUUGACGCUGCGAACGAGACUUAUCUCAUUCUAGAACCAAACAUCACAACUGGGCAACACCUCAAGGCAGAUAAAGUGGCCUUUUGGAGAGACUACGUCCCUACAAUAGCAGAAUCAAUCUAUUCAGAGACCUGUUCGACUGAAGUCCCGGUUAGAGGAGGAAACUCCAAAACAUCCGUCAAUAAAACUGUAGUGAUUACAAGUAAAGAUGGUGAUGUAUUAGGGUCCGUUAUUGGUGCCAUUCGGAUCGCAGACGAGGCUGUGGGCGGUAAAGAGGUAGUCAAGUUUCUAGGAAUACCGUAUGCGAAACCCCCGAUUGGGGAUUUACGAUACCGGGCUCCGCAAGACACUGGACCAUGGGGAGAUGAACCACUUGGAAUCCCUGAUAAACUACCCCUUGCCUGCCCUCAAGACAUCCCACAAGAUCCCUGGAUGGUUCGCGCUGGAUUGACGGAAGUCAGUGAAGACUGUCUAACUCUCAACAUCUACGCUCCACUAGUUGCCAACAACUCUUCCUUACCAGUCGUCAUUUUCAUCCAUCCUGGAGGAGGAACUGUCGGUGCGUCAUCUGUUUAUGAUGCUGUACCUCUGUCAUCUAACAUAGAAGCUGUCGUAGUUGUCAUCAACCAUCGUCUUGGAGCAUUGGGAUUCUUGAGUACUGAAGAUGAAGAAGCUCCUGGUAACUAUGGAUUGCAUGACGCGUUGGCUUCUCUCAAAUGGGUCAGCAAAUAUAUAGGCAGUUUCGGAGGUGAUUCUCACCACAUCACUGUGAUUGGUCAUGGAUCUGGGUCAGUUAUUGCACACUUACUCGUCAUGUCAGAGAAGGCACAAGGGCUGUUUCAGCAAGCUGUACUAAUGAGCGCCUCUGGUCUCGUGCGUCCUCUUUCGAAUCCUGUCCAACCGAGUCCAAUCGAGCAAGCUAGAAUCCUUGCCAGAAGUGUGGACUGUCCAAUCGAUAGCAAUGAGGUAAUGAUCAAAUGCCUGCGUGAGAAACCUGCUCUGGAUGUUGCAGGGAGCAGCAGGUACUCCCCAUUUGAAAUCCCAUUCCGACCAAUAAUCGACGGUAAUAUUCUGACUGAUGAUCCAAGGGCAUUGUUGAAAUCAGGAACAAUCAACAAUGUAGAUUUGAUCAUCGGAAUGACCCAGGAUGAAGUUUCUGCAAUUUCAUUCCCACUCUUUUUCAGCAACGUAAGUUUCUGUCCAACUCAAGAGGAAGCUGAAGGCAUCAUUGCAGUCGUUAGUCGAGCUUCUUUCAAUAAUCCUGAGAAGGCUGCCUUAGCGUUUACCACGGAGUAUCUUAGCCGGAAAGGAAUGGAGGACGAGUGUCUUACAAGAGGUAGUGUCAGGCAGUUUAUGCAAGAUAUGUUGACUGUGUCACCCACAUUGGAAGCAGCUGAGCUUCAUGCUGCUAUGGGUAAUGACGUAUUUCUUUAUUCUUUCGAUCACGAACCAAGCUCUCACUAUUACAGCUUCCUUCCCCCACAAGCAGGACCUGCUUUUGGUGAUGAUCUUCAGUUCCUGUUUGGAGAUCCUUACAGCUCCCACGUUGAUGAAUACAAGCUCACCUACCGACUCCAGGAUAAGCAGAUGACCUUAGAGAUGAUGACCUUGUGGAAGAACUUCAUUCACGAUGGGAAACCAGGCGUGUCUCGUUCUGGAGUUGAGUGGCCACGAUUCAACAGAGAGGACCUCGCCUUUAUGUCUCUGAAAGACUGUCCCGAAGUUCAAUCUGGUCAGGAUUACGAUUGGCCCCACCUUGUGCAGUUCUGGUCCAACCUGCUUCCAUCUGUCACAAUGUUGUCACCCUCAGCCAAGGCAACCGAGACUCAACCAACCGAUUCCCCAGACACCACCAAGCCAACCACGGAGCCAUGUCUUGUAGGAAAUGCUCUUGGGUUAAACUUAACCCCAGAAGAUGCCACUGCUCUUAUCCAAGUACUCAUAGGGUUGGUUGUAGUGGCUUUGAUCUUGAAUGUCUUAUUAUUAAUUGGUUGUUUGGUGUACAGGGUACGUGCUGCCCGUUCUGAAUGUAGAGAGGAUGACGAAGGGACUGGGGUUAGGUUAAAUUUCUUUGAACAACCUGAUAAAGAUUUUCUUUGAACAAACUAUACAUACACCAAAAAAACGCUAAGUAUGCAUCGGGGAAAAGGAAUAGUACUUGUUUUGUUUACACCAAUGUGUAUGAGAGGGUUCGGGUACCUUUUCACAUUGUGAGUUGUGUUACAAAAAGUACCUUAACCCUUCAAGCCCUGUAUAUACUGUGUAGAAUAGAAUAAAAUAGAUUUAGCCAAUGAUUAAAGACACUGGACACAUUUGGUAAUUGUCAAAGACCAGUCUUCUCACUUAGUGUAU